AUGGCGACGGUUGUGCCCAUUGGGGACCCACUGCCGCUCUAUGAUUUGGGGCCUCCUUACCCGCCGCAGGUGGCCGCCCUGGGCCUCAUCCCGACGGUCCGCGUCGACGUGCCGAUCUGCAUCGUCCUCAUCAUCUUCUUCGUCGCUGCCGCCUCCCUCAAUCUUUUCAUAUUCGUCCGCAACAAGAGCUGCGGCCACAAGUUCCUUUUCUCGAGUGUCCUCGUCGGCUUCUGCUUGACGCGCAUCAUCGCCCUCUCCUUGCGCAUCGCCUGGGCCACCCAGCCGUGGAAUGUCCGCCUCAACAUCGCAGCGACCAUCUUCGCCGCCGCCGGCGUUGUCGUUCUCCUCAUCGUUAACCUCAUCUUGACCCACCGCCUCCUCUGCGGCCUCCACCCCAACAUCGGCUGGCUUCCCGUCGUCGGCAACUUCUUCCUCUUCUGCUACUUCCUCACUAUCGUCUGCCUCAUCUGCGCCGUCACUGCUCUCGUCGUCAGCUUCUACACCCUUGUCCCGGAGCAACUCCACGACUGCCGUAUCGUCCAGCUCUUCACAUCCACCACGCUCGCCCUCCUCGCCUUCCUCCCUAUCCCCAUCCUCCUCGGCGCCGCCUUCUACCCGGGCCUCCGCCGCCCUGAGCCCUUCGGCUACGGCUCCCUUACCACAAAGAUCAUCCUCGUCCUCGCCACCUCCACCCUCCUGACCAUCGGCGCCGCCUACCGCUGCGCCGUGAACUACGCCGUUCGCCCCGUCUGGUUCCCCGGCUGGUGGCACCACAAGGCCUGCUACUACAUCUUCAACUACGACCUCGAGCUCGUCGUCAUCUUCGCGUACGCCCUCAUGCGCUUCGACCUCCGCUUCCACGUCCCCGACGGCGCCCGCAAGGCCGGCGACUACCUCAAGGGCCAGCACGCCUACAAGCGCGUCAGCAGCCUUGCCUUCCGCGCGAGCAUCGACGAGAGGGUCACCGUCCGCAUCGACGGCCGCCGGCACCGCGGCUCGUCCCGCACGGAGUACUUCACGCCCAGCGGCAACCUGGCCCGCAGCGGCCAUUUCCGCCGUGGCCAUUUUAGAAGCACUUAUCCUUCCAGGACGGACUACCUCACACAGGGCAGCUACCUAUCCGGCAGCGGCAGCCGCUCCUCGCGGAGCAGUCGCUCCGAGGAGAUUAGCAACGAGAUUAAUGGGGGGAGGGACGUCAGGGAAACCAGGGAGGUCUUCCGGGAGCGCGUCUACGAAAAGAAGUCGAGGGGCAGGCCAACGCGGAGGCGGUCAAGUAGAGAGAGGAAACGGAGCCAUGAGCGCCGCCGUCGUCGUAGGUAA
Messenger RNA from Colletotrichum spaethianum, 1320 nucleotides. RefSeq lists its product as uncharacterized. The transcript has 2 exons. The record is from RefSeq and is a predicted model, not a curated record. Lineage: Eukaryota; Fungi; Ascomycota; Sordariomycetes; Glomerellales; Glomerellaceae. The coding region runs from base 1 to 1320 and encodes 439 amino acids.